Papaver somniferum (opium poppy) is the source of this 1896-nucleotide messenger RNA. Its product is annotated as O-glucosyltransferase rumi homolog. The record is from RefSeq and is a predicted model, not a curated record. Bases 127 to 1608 code for a protein of 493 amino acids. NCBI's taxonomy places the organism in Eukaryota, Viridiplantae, Streptophyta, Magnoliopsida, Ranunculales, Papaveraceae. The transcript is spliced from 6 exons.
ACAACAGGAGACUGACUGAACUUUAGAGAGAGAAAACUCAAGGACCUGCAAGAAGAAAGAAACACACAGAAACAUAAAAUCCAUGAAUCUUCUUGAUAAUAAUAAAAGCUUCUGGAGAAUUGUAAAAUGGGAAAAAUUCAUCCAAGCUAUUUACGUGCAAGAGCUUCACGUCUUCAAGUCAUUGCUCUCUUUGCUUUAGCUUUGUUUUCUCUCACUCUUCUUUUCCUCUUCAAGGUUGAUCAAACAAGAACAGUAGCAGGACACAACUUAGAACCAACACCAUGGCAUCCAUUCCCACAUAAAGAAUUCAAUGAUGGUUCAAGAUACACAAGAACUUCUAAAUUCAUUGAAUGUUCGUAUCUAACUUGUCGUAGAUACCCCGACAAUAACAACAAUCUUAAUGAAUCAUCAUCAUCAUCAGCAGAUCAAUCUAAGAAUUCAUGUCCGUCAUUUUUUCGUUGGAUACAUCAAGAUCUUGAACCAUGGUCUAAAUCUGGAAUUUCAUUAUCUACAUUUAUGGAAGCCAAAAAAUCAGCUGCAUUUAGGAUAACAAUCGUCGAUGGUAGAUUGUAUGCUGAUUUUUAUUAUGAUUGUGUUCAGAGUAGAGCUAUGUUUACAAUAUGGAGUUUCUUACAACUUCUUAAAAGAUAUCCAGGAUUAGUCCCAGAUGUUGAUCUUAUGUUUGAUUGUAUGGAUAGACCUGUUCUGAAUCGAACAGAGUAUUCUGGGCAAAUUCCGCCUCCGUUGUUCCGUUAUUGCACCACCAAUGCUCAUUUCGAUAUUCCAUUUCCUGAUUGGUCUUUCUGGGGUUGGCCGGAAGUGAACAUAGAACAUUGGGAUGAUGAAUUUAGAAGCAUAAAACAAGGUUCUCAAGCUAAAGAAUGGAUAAAGAGGUGGCCUCGAGCUUACUGGAAAGGAAACCCAGAUGUUCUAUCUCCUGUUCGUACGGAGUUGAUGCGUUGUAAUCAUUCUAGGUUUUGGGGAGCCCAGAUCAUGCGUCAGAAUUGGUUGGAAGAAGCAAAGGGUGGUUAUGAGCAGUCUAAACUAUCUAAUCAGUGUAAACAUAGGUAUAAAAUUUAUGCAGAGGGUUAUGCCUGGUCUGUGAGUUUGAAAUACAUAUUGUCUUGUGGCUCUCUUACAUUAAUAAUAUCUCCAGAGUAUGAAGAUUUUUUCAGCCGUGGUCUUUUACCAAGAGAAAACUAUUGGCCUAUCUACCCAACAACAGACUUAUGCCGAUCCAUAAAGUUUGCUGUUGACUGGGGCAACAGAAACCCUUCCGAGGCUGAAACCAUUGGGAGAGGCGGACAAGACUUCAUGGAAAGUUUAUCGAUGGAAAAAGUGUACGAGUAUAUGUAUCACCUUAUCAGUGAGUACUCUAAGUUGCAACAUUUCAAGCCAUACCCACCUUCAUCUGCUCAAGAAGUGUGUAUGGAAUCUCUUCUCUGCUAUGCUGAUCCAAAGCAGAGGGAUUUUCUUGAAAGGUCAGCUACCUCAACUUCGUCAUCGUAUCCAUGCACACUCCCACCUGCCGAUCCUGACAUCAUAAAAACUUGGAUACGGAAAAAACAGAAAGUCAUUGCAGAUUUACAGAAAUUGGAGAAGACAUGAUGAGCAAAUGUAGAUACGUUCUUACCGCAGUUAAUGAGAUAUACCGGUUUCUUCCCUUUUCAUUUUUUUGGAUUAGGAAGAUUCCAGGACAAUACUUUCUGCCUUCCUGGUUCAAUUUGUUUUUGUUAUAAAAUGUUACAAUGUAGUACAUAUCCUACUUCAGCAUGAAACAAGAAUCCAGGAUUAUUACAAAAGAAAAUCCUCCUGGUAAUGGAAACUGUUGUCCUGUAACCCAAAUAUUUCAUCUACCCUGGUACCUAAUGCUAUAGAAGAAGAGUCUUGUCUGAC